GCUGGUUUAUGACAUUGGUUGAAGGGUUCAGUUUUUGGUUGAACAGCUGCUGAUUCCAGCGGCCUGCAGUUUUCCGUUACGUGAAAGGCUUCAACAAAUAAUCUAGUCAUGAAAAGUUCUUGGUCUUGGGCGUCGGAAGCAUUUGUGCUGAUAAUUCGAUGCAUUGUUAGCAGCUACACUUUCAUAACGUUGCCAUUGUAUUAUGUCAUCCAGAAACCAUGGAAAGUUAAAGAAAACUACACCAAACUAAGGGCUAAACCUUUGAACCAAGGAGAAGAUGAUUUCAUUGUGUAUAGAAGUGUUACUACGAUCAGUGAUGUCCAUGCCAAGUUUAUACAAGAUAAAGUUGACACAAUGGAAAAGGUGUUUUGUUCAGCAGUCAGUCAGCACAGGAAUAAACCUGCAUUGGGAACAAGAGUCAUACUAUCAGAAGAGGAUGAAUUGCAACCUGAUGGGAAAAUCUUUAAAAAGUUUCUUUUGGGUGGUUUUCAAUGGCGCACCUAUACUCAAAUGAAUACUGAAGCAGAAAACUUUGGACGUGGAUUGAGAGAGUUGGGUUUGAAACCAUUUGAGAAUGUUGUGAUCUUUGCAGAAACAAGAGCUGAAUGGCUUAUAGCUGCUAUUGGGUGCAUGAAACAAAAUAUGCCAAUUGUAACUCUAUAUGCAUCUUUGGGUGAUGAUGCACUGAUCCAUGGCAUCAAUGAAACAGAUGUAUCAUGCAUUGUCACUUCUCAACAACUACUUGAGAAAUUCAAAAAUAUCCUACCAAGCACCACUAAUGUUAACUUACUGAUUGUGAUGGAAGAUGCCCUCAAACCUUUAGAAUUGGAAGGUUACGGAACUACGGUCAGAUUACGCUCCUACCAGGAAGUGAUCCGUCUUGGUGAUGACGCGGGCAAAAAGGGGUUGUUCUCGGGUGCGUUUCAUUUACCAAAGCCUGGAGACACGGCUAUCAUAAUGUAUACAAGCGGAUCCACAGGUGCGCCAAAGGGAGUCAUUAUGAGUCAUCAGAAUAUAGUCAAUGCUAUGCUGAGUUAUACUGACGUAGGUCCUCUGUACAAAAAUGACGUGUACAUGGCAUUCCUCCCACUAGCUCAUGUAUUGGAGUUCAUUUCAGAAAGCAUAUGGAUGUUGUUUGGAAUUCCAAUUGGCUAUUCGACUCCACUUACAAUGACAGAUAAGUCUAGCAAAAUUAAACGAGGCAGUCAGGGGGAUGCAUCUGUUCUCCGCCCUACAAUCAUCGCUUGCGUACCCCUCGUUCUUGAUCGUAUCCAAAAAAAGAUCAAAGAGAAAAUAGAAGGAGGUCCUGCCUUUAAAAGGGCAAUCUUCAACUUGGCGAUGGAGUACAAAAAUGAAUGGAUUUGUCACGGCUAUAAUACUCCAAUACUUAAUGCGACCCUGUUUAAACCCAUUCGAGCAUUCCUCGGAGGUCGCAUUAGGUUCGUGUUGUCUGGUGGAGCUCCUUUGGCACCCGAAACGCACAAAUUUAUGAAAAUGACCCUUUGCUGUCCUGUCUUACAAGGGUACGGUCUGACGGAAACAUGCGCCGCAACUACCCUCAUGGAUUUCGAUGACAACUCAUGGGGUACAACCGGAGGACCAUUAACAUGUUGUGACAUCAAGCUAGUUUCGUGGGUGGAAGGAGAUUACAGAAUCAAAGAUUGGCCCAAUCCGCGUGGAGAGAUUCAUAUUGGUGGAUCGAACGUUGCAGUUGGGUAUUUUAAACAGCCCGAGAAAACAUUAAAGGCGUUUUAUGAAGAGAACGGAAGACGUUGGUUCCGUACUGGUGACAUUGGUGAAUUUACACAAGAAGGAUUUCUCAAAGUUAUUGAUCGUCAAAAAGAUCUAGUCAAGCUACAGCAUGGGGAAUACGUUUCCCUGGGUAAGGUGGAAUCCGAAUUGAAGAUAAAUUCAUUGGUCGACAAUAUCUGCAUUUAUGCAGACCCUACAAAGAUGUUCCCUGUUGCAUUGUUGGUACCAAAUUUUGAUCAACUGAAGAAUCUAGCCGAGAAAAGUGGAAUUGAAUUGGAAACCAUUGAAGAUGUAAGCAAUCAUCCACGAAGACAACAGAUGGAACAGCUAGUUCUAAAAGAAUUACAAAAACACGCAGUGAAAUGUCGACUUCAAAAAUUUGAAGUACCACAAGCUCUAACACUUCUUUCUGAUAUUUGGACGCCGGAUACGGGCCUUGUGACGGCUGCUUUCAAAUUGAAGCGAAAAAACAUCCAAGACCAUUACCAAUUUCUGAUCAAUCGGAUGUAUUCCUAGACAAUGCUGUAGAUUAGCGGCACCGCCAUCAUUCCUUUAACAUUUCCUAAUUUAAAAUGCAGACGCUGCCAAUCUUCACUUUGCCAAGCUUUAAAAUUCUGUUCAAAUCAGAAACCCCAUUCCUAUUUUGAUCACUUUUUAAUAAUCAAUAUUUAUUGCUUCGUAUUUAUUAUUUAGGAAAAAGGUUACGAACUCCGUAGAACAA
Molecule: messenger RNA, 2473 nt
Organism: Daphnia carinata
Lineage: Eukaryota; Metazoa; Arthropoda; Branchiopoda; Diplostraca; Daphniidae
Product: long-chain-fatty-acid--CoA ligase 4-like
Exons: 12
Coding region: 109-2268 (719 amino acids)
Biological process (GO): long-chain fatty-acyl-CoA metabolic process; long-chain fatty acid metabolic process; neuron differentiation
Cellular component (GO): endoplasmic reticulum; lipid droplet; plasma membrane
Molecular function (GO): palmitoyl-CoA ligase activity
Source: RefSeq, a predicted model, not a curated record